Molecule: messenger RNA, 2684 nt
Organism: Rhipicephalus sanguineus (brown dog tick)
Lineage: Eukaryota; Metazoa; Arthropoda; Arachnida; Ixodida; Ixodidae
Product: sodium- and chloride-dependent glycine transporter 2
Exons: 13
Coding region: 117-2072 (651 amino acids)
Biological process (GO): sodium ion transmembrane transport
Cellular component (GO): membrane
Molecular function (GO): glycine transmembrane transporter activity
Source: RefSeq, a predicted model, not a curated record
UACCUGACCGGCGAUCGGCGCGGACGCAUCCAGUUACACGAACACGUCGCGCGGACGCGCACAACGCGAAUCUCAUCUCCUUAGACGGCUUCCUGGAAAGUGGGUCUGUCAGCGCAAUGAAGCAGAGUUCGGGAUCUCUGACGCUUACUCCGGUGCACCUCAAUGGCUACGACGCAGCGGCCCCCCCUCACCAGCCACCUACGGUGACGGCGAACAAAGUUCAAGACGACGACGACGACCCGUUCGCGCCUCCCCCUCCUCACAGGGAGCGCUCGGAGUCGGUGACGUCACGCGGCAACUGGGGCAGCCGCUGGGAGUUUCUCCUCUCGUGCGUGGGUCUAUCUGUGGGCAUCGGCAACGUCUGGCGCUUUCCUUACCUCGCCUAUCAGAAUGGAGGAGGCGCCUUCCUCAUCCCGUACCUCAUCAUGCUUGCGUUGGCCGGCAAGCCCAUGUAUUUCCUCGAACUCGCCUUCGGACAGUUCGCCGGUCAGGGUCCACUCACGAUAUGGGCCUGCGCGCCCAUCUGCAAAGGCGUGGGCUACGCCAUGGUGUGCGUGUCCAUGGUCGUGGCGGUGUACUACAACGUGAUCAUGGCCUACACCAUCUACUACACCGCCUCGACGUUCCAGUCGCAGGUGCCGUGGGCGCGCUGCGAUCCGCAGUGGGCCAACGACACGCCCUGCUUCGUGCGCUCCGAAAACACUUCGGGUAUAGAUCUCAAUGAGACGAAGCCGUCGAGCCAAGUCUACUGGGAGCGUUACGUCCUGGAGAUAAGCGAUGGCCUCGAAGACCUCGGCGGUGUCAAGUGGGACCUGGCGCUGUGCCUUCUGCUCAGCUGGAUCAUCGUGGUCGCCUGCCUGGUGAAGGGCAUCAAGACCUCGGGCAAGGUGGUCUACUUCGCGGCCACCUUUCCCUACGUCAUCCUCAUCACGCUCAUGAUAACCGGCCUGUGCCAACCGGGCGCCAUCAACGGCGUGCUCUACUUCAUCACUCCUUCUUGGGACCGGCUGCUGGACAUCAAGGUAUGGCAGGCCGCAGCGGGACAGAUGUUCUUCUCGCUCAGCCUGUCCAUGGGUGGUCUCAUCAUGUACAGCAGCUACAACAAGUUCUCCAACAACGUCUUCAGGGAUGCCAUGGUUGUCAGCGUGCUCGACACUUUCACCAGCAUCAUAUCGGGAAUGGUCAUCUUCUCGGUCCUCGGUGCCAUGGCCCACGACCUGGGAAACGUCGAUGUGAAGGAUGUGGCGCAAGGAGGUCCAGGCUUGGCUUUCGUUGCGUAUCCUGAAGCACUCACGCGGUUACCCGUACCGCAACUCUGGUCCGUUCUCUUCUUCCUCAUGCUCUUCAUCCUUGGUCUCGACUCGGAGUUUGCCAUCCUGGAAACGUUCGUGACCAGCUUGUGUGACCAGAUUCCGUUCUUGCGAAAGCACAAGUGGCAGUUCACCAUGUGCAUGGGCGUCGUCUGCUUCCUCCUUGGCCUUCCUAUGGUCACUAGGGGUGGCCAGUACAUAUUUGAGAUUGUGGACAGGUUCGGAGGCAGCACGACGCUAACUUUCAUCGGUCUUGUUGAAGUCAUCUCACUCGCCUACAUAUAUGGAUAUUCCAGGUUCUCGGAUGACGUAUACUUCAUGCUGAACAGACGCCUGGGAUGGUAUUGGAAGAUCACGUGGACUGUCACUUCCCCACUUGUUCUCCUGGUGAUCUUCAUCUUCUCGAUGUUGGACCAGAACGAACCCGUAAAGUACGGAGACUACGAGUACCCUCCCUGGGCCAUCGGCAUCGGCUGGACCAUCACGCUGUUCGUCAUGUUGCAAAUACCUUUCUGGGCCAUCGUUGCCGUCCACAGGGCGCCUGGCAACACACUGAUGCAGAAAAUGCGCUUCGCCUGCAGACCAUCCAAGCACUGGGGCCCGUCCGACACGUCCCGGAAAGACCAAUGGAAGGCCGCUACGGGACAGGCACAGCCGGACGUCAAGGUUGAGCUCAAGAAGUUCUCUCAGGGCGACGCCUCCUACAGCGUCAACGGCGUCGAGAAUAAGGCCUAUGUCGUCACAGAACGGGACACUCGCUGACCAAGCCUCGGUGGCAGCUGUGCAGCGUGACGCCUGCCCUGACUGCCUUGCCUCUUCCGGGUGAUACGCCGAUGUCCAUAGUGUGUGUGUGACAUGUACGUGUGUGUGCGUACUUGUGCGUGAGUUGUGGACUCGGAGGUGACAGCCGAUUCCUUAAACCUACCCCCGCAAGUGACCAUUUCGCCGUAUCAUCGCUGCCAUAAGUGCCUUGUGCGUGUACAUUUCUUUGUAUGUGAGCCGUGAGCCAGAGCUUCGUGUCGCCAUGGGAUCCUUUAACCGGUGAUCAACAAGUGCUGCGGUGGAAUCGUGGAGUCUUCCGGCGGCCGUGUUAAAUUUAGUUCUGUAAAAAGCGCGUGGCAUGCAGACAGACCAAGAUAUAUCCGCUAACAACUGGGGUUUUGAAGAAAACACUACAGACACGGCGCCAUCUCUAUCAAUCUUCCAAUGCCAUUCGAGCACUGGUUGUCAGUCGUGAAUUAGCUAUCCCAACUCAACUCAUCUUUCCUCAUAUCAAGAUAAUAAGAAUUGUCAGCGAGUGCUUUAGCGAAGUGGAGUGCUUCGUCCACCACAGUUGACAGAGAAAAAUAGUUGCAGUUUUAUGUAUAUUGGUUU